CGCAGAGGAUGCAUGCGAUAUUCCAGAGCUACGCUGAGAUUUUUUGUUCGUAAAUACCACGUCACUGAUUUUGCCAUGUGGCAAGAUCACUGACUCGGCCGAUCUCAUAGAGAGAUUGUCUUCCAGUCAUUCCUUCUCCGUCUGAAACACCGAGCGAUGGCAGCAGCGGACGAAACGGCUGAGCUUGGUGGUACGGGGAGCACGAUGAGUAUAGACAAGAGGCUAGAAGAAAAGCUGAGGUCAAAUCUGAAGAUUGACCAUUUCGAUAUCGUGGACACUUCUGGGAAUUGCGGAUCAUCUUUUGCGAUCACAGUCGUGUCGCCAGACUUUGCGAAGAGGAUGACUUUGGCGAGGCAUAAGAUGGUCAAUCAGAUAUUGGCGGAUGAGAUUAAAGCGCUUCAUGCAUUCUCGCAGAAAACCUUGACACCGGAGCAAUGGGCAGCGGAGAAGGGAAAAAAAUGAGCGAUGCCAGCAUUUUGGUGACCUCGUCUUAACACGACUGUACUAGCACACUUCUGUCUAGGCGAUUAGAAUAGAUGACUCGUCUCCAGGUCAGAGGGCCCUGUUGUAUCGCUAGACCAUAUAGAUAUUGAGCAUGAACUAGUAUUCCAUUCAACCUGGAGUCCGUUCAUCGGCGUUCAGUUUCGGCUGAAAUGCAUCCAUCCGUCUC
This is a messenger RNA of Kockovaella imperatae, 670 nucleotides long. Its product is annotated as bola protein. Bases 157 to 462 code for a protein of 101 amino acids. The record is from RefSeq and is a predicted model, not a curated record. The transcript has 4 exons. Lineage: Eukaryota; Fungi; Basidiomycota; Tremellomycetes; Tremellales; Cuniculitremaceae. Gene Ontology annotation, cellular component: nucleus; cytosol. Gene Ontology annotation, molecular function: 2 iron, 2 sulfur cluster binding. Gene Ontology annotation, biological process: intracellular iron ion homeostasis.